GUGUGGACGGCGGUAGCGGUUUCUGAUUCCGGCGACUCCGAGAACCUCGAGGAGUUGAAGUAUGAUCCAGCCGACGACCGCUACCCCCGCGGGCUAGAAGGGAAGAAACUCCUCUGGGGCGCCUCGAACGCUGGCCCGCUGCGCCAUGGGCUUGAGAGUGGCCGCACGCGGAAGCAGACCCGGGAGAUGCAAGGUGCCGGGGAGAUGCCGGGGCCCGGAGAAACAUCGUACCCGGAAGAGGCACUGCUGGCGACCAUCCUGGAAACUGGCGGGACGGGGAUUGUUGAGGACUACAUGUGCAACUCGCUUGUGAAGGAGCAGUGGGACGAGGAGCAGACACGCCGUAUGGAGGAGAUGUACAGGCGCAAGAUGCAGGAGGAGGUGUUGGGCCCGGAACAUCAGGUGUUCGGGGCCGAGGUCGACGCCAGCUGGUCUUCACAACCACUCCCAGACCCACAGCUAAGUAUGACCUCGCCAAUCAGGCAGCAGCCGAGUGAUGUGGAAGCAGUACCGAUGACGUACAAGGAUAUGAUGUGUUCCAAGUACAAGUUUUUGUGGGAGGCGGCCAUGAAGAAAGAGAUAGAUGGCCACGACAAGACUGGAACCUUUACCAAGGUCAAGGAGCUGCCCGAGGGGCGGAAGGCCAUAGGUUCAAAGUGGGUGUUCGCUUUGAAGACGAAUAAGGAGGGCCUGAUAGUCGACUUCAAGGCCCGUAUGGUUGCGCGGGGUUUCUCUCAAAUCCCCGGCAUCGACUUCCACCACUCAUCCUCAGCGUGCCCGUCUGCAGCGUCUAUCAAGACGGUGAUUGCCGUAGCCACUGAAAAGGGCAAGAAACUCGCUCACUGGGAUGAGAAGCAAGCGUACAUCCACGCUAAGCUACAACAACAAAUAUACCUCAGGUUCCCGGAAGGCGCUGUGGCAGCAUGUCCGGCAAGGUGGUCAAGGUUGAGCGUGCCCUGUAUGGCCUAAAGCAGAGUGGCCGUGAGUGGGGGUUUGAAGCUGCCGAUGCCCUCAUCGAGAAUAGAAACGAGCAGUGCAGGGUUGACCCGUGUGUCUUCCGGAAGGUGGUGGAUGGAGAGGUCGUAGGUCUCAUCGUGAUCUACGUUGAUAACAUC
Ectocarpus sp. CCAP 1310/34 is the source of this 1115-nucleotide messenger RNA. The record is from the annotation of a GenBank genome assembly. Lineage: Eukaryota; Phaeophyceae; Ectocarpales; Ectocarpaceae.